AUGUUACUGCCGUCUGCCCUCUCCUGCGACCCGUCGCAUCCGCGACUGCAAUCCGCUCUCUUCAUCUCGCCGCCCGCGAGCCCUCCUCAACUCUCCACCCAGACCGCAAUUGGAAACCUUAUCAACUCUUGCCGUAACCUACACACUAUGCUGUCAUCGCCCAUCCCCAACGAGCCGAUUCCAGAUGCAAACUCGCACCUCCCGUCGCCGCCACUCGCCAACAUGCCCAGCCCUCUGAGCAAGCCGCGCCUCCGUCGUCGCAAGGCUGAGCCAGUACCAGGUCCGUCAUCAUCGCUGGCACAGGCCGAGCCUCUCCGAUACAGGAUCAAGAAGCGCGCACCGCCUCGCGGAGCGAACAAGAGAAGACGAGACGAGGAUGACGACAUGGACCGAGAGGACGAAGCGCGGUCAAGCAGUGACGCUCUUCACGGCAAGGAGAACAUCAACAUCUUUGACUUGAACAAUGAGAACAAGAGGGACACCGGCCUGUUCGUCUUCAAGGGUUACUCCGACACAUCAUCACGGGCCGCCCCAUCAACGCCUAAAAGACAGCGGAUCGCACCACCAGACGUCCCACGCGGACUCACUAAGGAAGAUUUCCACAAGUUGGGAGCACCAGAUGCGUCCGAGAUCGAAGUUUCCAAGGGCACCAACGUCGAAGUGGGCGAGCGCGGUGAUCAGUGGAGUCUAGAAGAUGACCAUAAGCUAGUCGAGGUCGUGCUGGAGAAGGUCAAGAACAUGGAUCUGUCCAGUGAGGUCUGGGAUGACUGUGUUCGGAAUCUACCAGGGAGGGACCAAAGCAGCGUGAGCUUGAGAUGGAGAAGUCUACUCAACAGGGACAAGAUAGGUCUGCAGAAUAGGGGUGCGAGGCCGAGGGCGAAGCUACAUGGGACAUGGUGA
Molecule: messenger RNA, 900 nt
Organism: Diaporthe amygdali
Lineage: Eukaryota; Fungi; Ascomycota; Sordariomycetes; Diaporthales; Diaporthaceae
Exons: 1
Coding region: 1-900 (299 amino acids)
Source: RefSeq, a predicted model, not a curated record